AUGGACCAAGACGGGGUCGGCUCUGCCCAUGAUGGCAGACCAUUACCAACACCACCAACCCUGUUCCCCGAAUACACCAAACCCGGAGGUGUAGGAUAUGUUUACCGCGAUUUAGAGUUCUGGACCUCUGGCUUCUUCCCUGGGUGUUUGUAUCUCCUUCUGGAGCGGCAGCGGAAAUAUGCACACGAGGCCCGCCAUAUAGGCCAAUCAUCUACAGAAUAUGAGUUACAUGAGCUCCAGCUGCAGUUCGCAUGCAAAUGGUGGACAGCUAGCCUCUACCGAAAUGCGAAAUUGAAGACCACGCACGAUCUUGGAUUCAUGAUUGCUCCAUGGGCUCGGGCGGCUUGGGAGCUCGAGAAUGACGUGAAGGGUUUCGAUACUGUGAUUACAGCAGCAGAAAGUCUGAUGACUCGUUACAGUCCAGUAGUGGGAUGUAUUCGAUCGUGGGAUACAUGUAUCACCAAGAGAUAUUCGUUUCAGGACCCGGAAAAAGAUUUCUUGGUUAUAGUAGAUAACUUGAUGAAUCUUGAUAUGCUAUUUUGGGCUGCCGCAAAGUUGCAGGACAAUUCCAUGUACGCCGCGGCGCUCAGCCAUGCCAAAAUAAGCCAGCAUUGUCAUGUUCGAGCUGAUUGUUCAACUGCGCACGUAGUCGUCUUCGAUCCUGGAAAUGGUGCUAUCAAGUCGGUAUUGACAAAUCAAGGGUACGCCGAUGACUCCUGUUGGUCUCGCGGUCAGGCUUGGUCAAUUGCCGGAUUUGCACAGACAUACCACUGGACUAAAGACUGCACAUUUCUCGAAACAUCCAAGGCUUGCGCAGAUUACUUCGUAGAGCACUUACCUGAAACUGCUAUUCCCCCUUGGGAUUUCCAAGCGCCUAGGGACGAGCAGCAACCUACGGACACUAGCGCAGCUAUGAUAGCUAGCUAUGGAAUGCUGCUGAUUCACGAAAUAGAAACAGCUGCUGGAAGGUCGAGUGCAUAUCUCCAGCACGCGCUGAGAAUCACAGAGGCCGUUUGCGCUUCUCAUGUCAACCAUCCGGCUAAAUUUGUUAUGGAGGAGGAGUUUGUCGAGACACCUGAGCUAGGAAGUUUAGGCGACCAGAAAACGAUGGCAGUUGACAUGGGAAAGGGCGCCGAAACGAUAUUGAACGGUGCCACAAUCAACAACUAUGAAUUUGCUCCACGCAGAUGGGCGAACCACGGAUUGGUGUAUGCGGAUUACUUUUUUCUGCUCGUGGGAAAUAAACUACUUGAGAUGGGCCUUGGAGAGAAACUUGUUAUAGCUGAAGGGUUCGGAGUCACACAGGGAAGAUGA
Molecule: messenger RNA, 1314 nt
Organism: Daldinia loculata
Lineage: Eukaryota; Fungi; Ascomycota; Sordariomycetes; Xylariales; Hypoxylaceae
Product: glycoside hydrolase family 88 protein
Exons: 4
Coding region: 1-1314 (437 amino acids)
Biological process (GO): polysaccharide catabolic process
Molecular function (GO): chondroitin hydrolase activity
Source: RefSeq, a predicted model, not a curated record